Oncorhynchus tshawytscha (Chinook salmon) is the source of this 1526-nucleotide messenger RNA. RefSeq lists its product as uncharacterized. NCBI's taxonomy places the organism in Eukaryota, Metazoa, Chordata, Actinopteri, Salmoniformes, Salmonidae. The transcript is spliced from 5 exons. Bases 77 to 994 code for a protein of 305 amino acids. The record is from RefSeq and is a predicted model, not a curated record.
CUGUAAAUCACGUGAUGGUGACUAAACGACAGUUUGGCUGUUGAGUUUCAUUUUCAUCUUUGCAACUUCCUCAAAAAUGGACGCUGAACAACAGAAGAAGGCAGAAGAAUUUCUAUUGUCUGGAGCAAGUUUUAGGACAAAUGCCUUCAGAAUCAUCAACAUAAUGAUUAAACUAUGCAAAGACAAGCCUGGCUGUAAGGUGCAUGUGGAUGAGAUUCUCCACAGCAUCUUCUUCUUAGGUUUCAUUCAUAAACCCCAACAAUGCACCCCCAACGAUAUCCUUGGUGAACUUAUGCCUGAAAUGGAGAGGAUUUUCCCGAGACCAUUUGAGAAUUACACAAGUAAACUGCCCAAACGGACUCCGUUCUCCUCUGUGCUGGAUAUGGUGGUCUCCUUGCUUGGACCAGACAGUGAGAUCAAUAUACUGGAGAGACUGAAGGAAAUCGCCAAUAUCAUGUCAGAAGCCAAGAGUAAAUACCAGUUCACCUCCUCGACCAUCUGUGUCUCUCAAAGGAAGGAUGUUCAAAGAAGUUACUAUGGAGCGUCCAUGUCCUGCACGGGGAAGAAAGGACAGAUUAUGAUCGCUGUGUCCUGUCUGUGUACCUGGCACUACAGUGUAUCCAAUGCCGUGAUGACAUACAAGCCAGAUAAGAACAAGAGAAAUAACUUUGAUGGCACCAUGAAACUACAAGGACAUGUAAAGUGCCAGGCUUCCAAUGUGAAGAGUGGGGAGGAGAUGUCUCCUUGCAGGUCCUGUGGUCAUCUUUUUGGUCUGAAGGAACCAAGCAAUCAGAUGUGGCCCUAUGGGAACUGCGCAGAGGCAGAGAGCUUGAGCAAACUGCUCUAUGGAGAGGAAGAGAUUGUUAAGAAUGUAGUACCAUCAGUUGAUUGCAAAAUGCGAGAGCAAGUGGUGAAGGAGGUAAAGGCUCACCUGGAAGAGAUGCUCAAAGAGUCAGAAUUUCAAUGGGAUUCUUCCUAUUACAUUCCACAGUAGAUUGUCAGAGAAACGCAUGUGCGCACACGCACACACACACUAAGUUUACAGAUAUACAGAUGCACAUUCCUACUGUGACACACAGAUCCAAAACAUAUAAUCAUAGCUUGGUGCGGGGCUAGCAACAUGUGAUUUGUGUCUGACAGCUAGCAUUGAAACAUUGCCAAAGCAGUGAACCACUCUGUGCAUGUAGUAUACAGUAUAACUGCUAGGCUAUAGCUAUCGGCUCUUAUCAAUGACAUCUGUGAGGUAGAUGGUUCUUUUAGAAGGGGACCGUUGUUUAGAGUACCUCAUGGAGAUACCUGAAAUUGAAUUUAAUAUUCUAGUCUAGACAAAGCAUUUAACAUAUAUAUAUUUUUAAAGAUGAUUUUAAUUGGAAUUUUAAACUUUAUUUCUGUAUACUCUAGUUAUUAAUGCACAUUUUACUAAUCUGUAACAAAUUACUAAUACUGUAAACAUUGGUGUGAAUUCAUGUCUGGGUUGAUUUCUAGCUAUGUGAGGAAUUCAUCUAAUAAAGGAACUUAAAUUGUAA